Amoebophrya sp. A25 is the source of this 1329-nucleotide messenger RNA. The record is from the annotation of a GenBank genome assembly. NCBI's taxonomy places the organism in Eukaryota, Dinophyceae, Syndiniales, Amoebophryaceae.
GGGGAAAUAUUCAGCGCAACAAGCACAACGACGUUUGACUUAUCGUUAUAUCGACUAGAAAUAAGCUUUUCAAAUAAUUCUCCAAAAUAAAUCACUAAAUAAAAAAAAUGUUUGGGUGGAGUAGUGAUGAGGAUGAGUCAGAGAAGAAGAGCGCCACCUCUUCACCCCGCGCAAAACAACCUCGUUUAGAAGGAGGCACAAGCAGUGGUCUUGCUCACGGAAGACAAGCUGGAAAGGGUAACGGAGCGGCUCAGCAGACAGCACAUCAUCAAGGUAAUACAGUUUCCGCAGGAUCGGGUGCUCAACAGUCAGCUCACAAGGUAGAAGAUGAACGAGGAGGAUCAUUAGCCGCGGCCCAGCGUGGUAGUGCUUCGAGCCGCGACAUUUUUAAAAGUCGGCAAGAGCAGCAAACACGACUACAAGAUGAAAAAAUUACAGCGCCUACACCAGAGAUCCACUCACCUGACGAUUAUAGUGACGACCUUGCUGCUGGCCUAGGUGAUGGGCCAACUACCUUUGGUACAACUGGAUCUGCAAACACAGAAUCUGCAAACACAGGUUCUACUAAUAUUAAAACACAUCAUAGUACAAAGACGACGAGCACCAGUUCGAAUAUUAAUACUACAUCUUCAGGAGGAGAAGUACUCGUAGAACGAGAUGCAGCAGCUAGUAAAGGUAAGACUACUAACACUAACGACCCCUUUGCUCACGUCGAACUUCCCCCAACACCACCUGGCAGCCCAGAUCCAGGCCUCACGGCACGUAUGGAGAGGUUUAUGGACCUGAAAGCUAGAGGAAAGCAUCUAAACGACGCGAUCGAAGCGAGUGUAGACUAUCAGAACCCGUACAUUUUGGAGAAAGUUAUCAAACUCUUCGACAUAGACGAAUACUGUACGAACUUCCCGCCAGAGCAGUUUGACCCGUCGUUGUAUCUGCAGAUAAGUGGUGGAGGAGGAGGGGGAAGUUGAACUUGAGACGGGGGUGGAUUUUAUCAAGAACAUUUUGGUUUUUUUCCACCAGCCUCAGCGUCAUCUCUCUUGAACUUAAACAUUGAAAACAUUUUCAUCAAGAAGAUGUUGACGUCGCGACACCUCAGACGACCUUACAACCCUGUAUCAACAACUCGAGCGUCCAUUUUCUCAUCCUUGGAAAUGACUCUAUACCCGACACCGACAAAAAUUUCUACAGACAGAUCUCAAUCCGAGAUUUCUACAGACAGAGCUCACUCCGAUGUAUGUUGAACCGGGUUCGCACAGACGAGGACAAAAACAUCAGAGAAAAAACACACCUAGAGAUUUUUGGUGUGAAGAUGUCCACCCUCAUUAGCAG